This is a messenger RNA of Ixodes scapularis (black-legged tick), 1232 nucleotides long. RefSeq names its product homologous-pairing protein 2 homolog. Gene Ontology annotation, biological process: homologous chromosome pairing at meiosis; meiotic joint molecule formation; meiotic strand invasion involved in reciprocal meiotic recombination. Gene Ontology annotation, molecular function: double-stranded DNA binding; recombinase activator activity. NCBI's taxonomy places the organism in Eukaryota, Metazoa, Arthropoda, Arachnida, Ixodida, Ixodidae. Gene Ontology annotation, cellular component: condensed nuclear chromosome; DNA recombinase auxiliary factor complex. The record is from RefSeq and is a predicted model, not a curated record. The transcript has a single exon. The coding region runs from base 274 to 909 and encodes 211 amino acids.
AUAGACACUUGGGGAAGUUCUUCAUCUACUACAUCACAGCGCAGUUGGUGCAAUAAGUACUUCAAGUGUUUCUGAAUUUUUUCACUACAGCUCCAGUGACUUAACCGGUUUGCGUACAGAAUUAACUAUUCAGGUACCUACCGUUCCGCAAGCAUUCGGUGUCUAAGCAGCUCCGUUCUACUGCAAACACCGAGCAGCGGUAGAAUCGUCUGCGCGGGAAAAUCGAAAGGCCCAUUUUCCAUCGGUGCUCGCACGACCGCUCUCAGACUCGCGAUGAGCAAAACCAAGGAGGUGGCGGCCGAGAAAGCCAUCCUGGACUACGUGAAGGCGCAAAAUCGACCGUACAGCUCCAACGACAUCUUCAACAACCUGCAUAAGGAGCACGGCAAGGCCGCCGUGGUGCGCGCCCUCGAACAACUCGCACAGGACAACAAAAUCAAGGAGAAGACCUACGGCAAACAGAAGAUCUACUUCGCCGACCAGGACGAAUUCCCGGACGUCGCCGAGGCCGAGCUGGCCGCCAUGGACCAAGAAACGAACGCGCUGGGCGAGAGACUCCAAGAGGCGUCGCGACAACUGCAGGCUCGCGAGUCCCUGCUGAGCUCGCUGAGCAACAGUUUGACGACGGAGCAGGUGGCCGAGAAGAUAAAGCAGAUGACGGAGGAGAGGGACAAGUUAGUUGCUAGGUUGGAGAAGCUCACCUCUAACACCAGCUUCGUGGAGCCCAAGGUCAGGGACAAGAUCUACAAGGACAAGGAGACGGCUGUGAAGGAGUGGCGAAGGAGGAAACGGAUGGCAAACGACAUGCUGGACGCCAUCCUCGAAGGUUACCCCAAGGGCAAGAAGGCUCUCCUUGAAGAGGCUGGUGUUGAGACCGACGAGGAUGCCAAAGUUGUGAUGCCCAAGUAGCCUCGCAGAAACGAACAAGCCCAUGUGUACAUUGCCGUAAGCACCGGUGGUUGUAGCGUUGUAUAUACAUAUAAACACUGAAAGUCGUCAGAGUGCGAGAAAAGCCGUCCUCCAAGUAACCGGCGUAGGAAGCCGAUGAAGACCCUAAACCACUGUUGAGAGACUAGUUGGUGACAGUUUAAGAACUCUGGAGAUGCUCGCUGCCUUCCACUGGGCUUUGGCUGUGCAUGCAACAAAGUGUUAACAAGAGCUCGCACUCAAGGCGAAACGUCUACUAGAUUCUUAACUUGCCACAGACUAGUAGUUACUUUUAAGUCAAACAA